Messenger RNA from Cuscuta epithymum, 3610 nucleotides. Lineage: Eukaryota; Viridiplantae; Streptophyta; Magnoliopsida; Solanales; Convolvulaceae. The record is from the annotation of a GenBank genome assembly.
AUAAAACUCAUCAUCAUCCAAAGACAACAUAGGACUCUCCAUCUCGAACUCUCGAAGUCCCCUUUUUCGCAGUUCAGUGCAUUUAUAAUCUGGGUAUAAACAAAACCCUAAUCUUGAAACGGUCAUAUACACGUGCAGUGAACGCUAUGUCGGAGAACGACCCUCUGCCGGAUGAUCUCCGGUGCAAACGGACCGAUGGCAGGCAAUGGCGGUGCAAGCGGCGCGUCCUGGAAGGGAAGAAACUCUGCGAUCUUCACCACAUGCAGGGCCGCCACCGGCAGAUGAAGCAGAAGGUCCCGGAUUCUCUCAAAUUCGAACGGGCGAGGAACAUAAAGAUCAAGAAUAGCGGCGAAAUUGGGGUCUCCAAGAAGAAAUUGAAGGCUUCUAAGCGGAAACGCUGCGUUUCGGAGGCUUUGGAUGAGGCAUUGAAGAGGAUGGAGCUGAAGAGAGGGGAUUUGCCACUGGAGCUGAUUCGGGUUUUCUUGAAAAGGCAAGUAGAGAAGAGGAAACAGAAAGAGUUGAAGAACUCGGUCGAAUUAACUCGUGAAUUACCCAAUGCUGUUAUGGCUAUUCCCAAUUUGCCUUCUCAUGAUCCUAGCAACUCCACCUGUUCUUCUUCUAACAUUAAAUUGGGAGUGAAUUUGAGCCCGUUCUCAGCCAGACAUUUUCGGUCAAAGAAUAUUGAACCACUUCCCAUCAGUACAAUGCAGGCUCUGCCGUUAUCAAAGAAUAUGAGGAAAGUUAAGAGGAAGAAAUGCCACUGGUGUAGAAGAACCAACUACAGGACUUUAAUCAAGUGCUCAAGUUGCAAAAAGCAAUUCUUUUGCACAGAUUGUAUUAAAGAACGGCACCUCGAGAGGCUUGAAAUUCAGGGUUCAUGCCCUGUCUGCCGUGGCUGUUGCAACUGCAGAAUCUGCACAAAAUCAAAACCCAAGGAUACCAACUACAUCAAGGAAUUUUAUAGGGAUAAGAAAAAGGUAAGAAAAAGUCGUUUGCUUUAUUAUCUGGUCAAUGCCCUUCUUCCAGUGCUGGAAAAGAUUAUCCAAGACCAGUACAUUGAGUUGGAGGUAGAAGCUAACACAACAGGAAAACCAUAUUCCAUAGUCCAGAUACAACACGCUACAAUGGGCUUUGAGAAUUCAUAUUGCUGGGAAACUUCACUUGACCUUAUUCAUGACACAAAUUUCGGGAUUUUGACGGGACUGACCGUUUUCGGCUGAUGUGUGUAUAUAUGAAGACUCUGAAAAACUAAAAAUAGUUCCCCAUCUGAAGCAUCCAAAAUUGUCUAGCAGCAUGUGUUUCGCUUGAAGUUUACUGUAAUCCUGCUUUUUUAAGCAGUAAUUGUAAGACUUCCAUUCUAGAUUUCCAUCGCAGCUGCUCAAGCUGCUCUUUUCUACUUUGCAUCAAUUGCUGCUCUGACCUUCGGCAGAGAUAUAAAUCUUUUUCUGGCGUGGAUGAUGGUGAUGUCAGCAUAUCUUGCCCAUCUACUGAAUCUGGUGGCUGCAGUGGUGGUAUUCUUCAAUUAAGAUCUCUGUUUCCUUGCAAUUGGCUUAAAGAGAUAGAAGCUAGUGCUCGGGAAGCAUUAUGCAGCAGCAGAAGGUUUGAUGAAACUAAAGAAGUUGAUAAUAAUGACACUGCAGUAAAUAAUUUGCUCAUGGAGAUGGCUCAAAGGCUCGAUUCGAAUGACAACUUUCUGUACUGUCCAAUUUUGAAGGAUCUUCAAUUUGAAAAUUUUAACAAGUAUUGGGGGAAGGGACAUCCUGUUAUUGUAAGAAGCGUGCUCCGAAGUUCUUCAGAUCUGUCAUGGGAUCCUGUUUUUAUGUUCUGCACUUAUCUUGAGAAGAGGUCUAAGUUUCCAAAGGAGAAAGAGGCAAAAAGAACACCAGAUUCCUUGGACUGGUGUGAGGUAGAAAUUGCCACAAAGAAGACAUUUAUGGGCUCAUUGCAAUGGCAAACACAGGCAACUAUUAGGAAGCAGACGGUUAAGCUUAGAGCAUGGCUUUCUCCCUAUUUAUUUGAAGAACAGUUUCCACUCUAUUACGUUGAAAUCAUGCGAGCGUUGCCAUUCCAGGAGUAUAUGAAUCCCAAAUCUGGUGCCCUUAAUUUAGCUCUGAAUGUACCAAGGGAGACACAACCACUUGACCUUGGCCCUUCAAUCUAUAUUUCAUAUGGUGGGUCUGAAGAGCUCGUGAGAACUGAAUUCGCUACUAACCUUUGCUUUGAGCCAUACGAUGUGGUUAACAUUUUAGCAUAUGCUGCUGAUGCACCCAUUUCUAAAGAACAGCUUUGCAAAGUAAAAACUUUAAUGAAAAAGAAGAUUCACAUGAAGGAUCAGACAGAAACUACAAGCACUUCUACCGAGCAUAGAGGAAAAUCAUCCCUACAGAGUGAAGAUACCGAUGAGUCGGGCUUGCAGGAUGUGAAUGCAGAACAAGGCCAGUUGCCUGAUGCAAUUGCCAAAGUGCCCUUCUACUCGGCUGAUUCGCACACAAAAGCCCAAACGGUCCUGGAGGAAAGUAAUAUGCUUACUGAUAGUGAAUGUGAUGCAGGAUCUGAUUCAGACAUCUCAAUUCUCUGCUCUGAAUCAAUUGACAGAUUGACAGAUUCAGAAAAUGAUGAUCCCUUUCACGAAAGUUGUAUGGAAAAAGUGACUGCAAUUUCUGGGGCUCAGUGGGACAUUUUCCGCCGACAAGAUGUACCAAAACUUCUAGAAUAUCUCGGGAAGCACUCUAAGGAGUUCACCUCUUCUUGCUGUUACUCUAAAAAAGUUCUGCAUCCAAUUCUUGAUCAAUGCUUCUUUCUGGAUGCGUAUCAUAAACUGAAGCUUAAGGAGGAAUUCGAUGUACAACCAUGGACCUUUGAGCAACAUCCUGGUGAAGCUGUUACCGUGCCAGCUGGAUGCCCAUAUCAAGUGCGACAACUUAAGUCAUGUGUCAACAUUGUUUUGAACUUUCUAUCACCCGAAAGUGCUGCUGAGUGCAUCCGUUUGACCGAUGAGAUCCGGCUCCUUCCAGGACAUCACAAAGCCAAAAAGAAAUUGAUGGAGGUUAAAAAAAUGGCUAUAUGUAGCAUCCAAGAUGCAGUUGACAAAAUUCAAGAUAUCACUAAUACACGUACUUGAAUCGUUCUGAUAAGUCAAAGCUAUCCAACAUGAAGAUAUCUCAAAGCUCGGCUGGACCGUAUCCCAAAGGAAGAGCUCUCUUGUCCUUUUGUUGUUGAGAAAGCUGCAUUAUAUUAGCUCCUUUUAUACAUAUCUUCGUAAUUGGUUAAUUGAUUUACUAUCCGAACGGGUUUCAUCUUCAUUUUCAUCUCAGUGACUGACAUGAUUAAGCAAAGGCAAUAAGAAUUUAUUUGGUGACAAUGUGGGGUUUGACCGGCGAUCUCAUUAGUGGAACUUCUUCAUAUGCUAACAAAAUUUUAUUCACUUGUAAAUUGUUAGGUGUAAUUGCGUAAAUAACAAUAGCUUUCCUUUUCUCUAGGCGUACACAAUUUUGGUACUUGCCAAUUAUUUGGUUUAUUCAUUUGUUAAGCGGGGUUUUAUGCUAUGGUUAUUUCUGGCUAGAAUAAUGAGAAUUAUAUUUCAAGAGAAAAUGCAAUCCGCCUUUCUUAA